Sapajus apella (tufted capuchin) is the source of this 743-nucleotide messenger RNA. It is a transcript of the gene GCKR, whose product is annotated as glucokinase regulator. Gene Ontology annotation, cellular component: mitochondrion; cytosol; nucleoplasm. NCBI's taxonomy places the organism in Eukaryota, Metazoa, Chordata, Mammalia, Primates, Cebidae. Gene Ontology annotation, biological process: response to fructose; negative regulation of glucokinase activity; glucose homeostasis. Gene Ontology annotation, molecular function: enzyme binding; carbohydrate binding; fructose-6-phosphate binding. The record is from RefSeq and is a predicted model, not a curated record. The transcript has 3 exons. Bases 128 to 493 code for a protein of 121 amino acids.
UCUAAUUUUUGACCCCCAGUGUGUCUGCCCUUUUCAGAAGUUCCAACGUGAGCUCAGCACCAAAUGGGUGCUGAAUACAGUGAGUACGGGUGCUCACGUGCUUCUUGGUAAGAUCCUGCAAAACCACAUGUUGGACCUCCGAAUUAGCAACUCCAAGCUCUUCUGGCGGGCACUGGCCAUGCUGCAGCGGUUCUCUGGACAGUCCAAGGCUCGAUGCAUCGAGAGCCUCCUCCAAGCAAUCCACUUUCCCCAGCAACUGUCAGAUGAUAUUCGGGCUGCUCCCAUCUCCUGCCAUGUCCGGGUUGCACAUGAGAAGGAACAGGUGAUCCCCAUCGCCUUGCUCAGCCUCCUAUUCCGGUGCUCCAUCACUGAGGCUCAGGCACACCUGGCUGCAGCUCCUUCUGUCUGUGAGGCUGUCAGGAGCGCUCUUGCUGGGCCAGGCCAGAAGCGCACAGCGGACCCCCUCGAGAUCCUAGAGCCUGCCGUUCAGUGAACUGGUGUUUCUGGUUGGGUGAAAGGGGCCCAACCCUGCCCACUCCAGCCCAGCCCACCCAAGGGACUUGUGCCAGCAGCACAUGUGGGAGGGAGAAGCCCCGUUUCCGGGGGCACCAGCAGCCCAGGGUGGGGAGAAGGAUUCUCUCCACUUUGGGGGAGACUUCUUGCUCUUGACCUGGUAGUUUCUAUUUUCACUCAAUUAUUCUGAUUUCAGAAAUAAAAUGAAAUGUCUUAUUUUGGAAAGUUAA